CGGAAGUGGGCGGGACCUCGGUUCUUUCGCAGGCGUCAGGAGAAGAAGAAGCUAGCCGCUAGCCGUUAGCUUCCCGGUGCUGCAGCAGGCUCUGGUUUUAUCUCAAAGCCGGUCGACAUGGUCCAGCUGGUGGGCUCCCUCCGAAGAGAGUUGGCGGACUCCCUGUCCAGCUGCAAGGUGCUGGUGGUGGGAGCGGGGGGCAUCGGCUGCGAGCUGCUGAAGAACCUCGUCCUCACCGGCUUCAAGAACAUCGAAGUGAUCGACUUGGACACGAUCGACGUCAGCAACCUGAAUCGCCAGUUCCUCUUUCAGAAGAAGCAUGUUGGCAAGUCUAAAGCACAGGUGGCCAAGGAGAGCGCCUUGCAGUUCUGUCCCAGUGCAAAUAUCACUGCCUACCACGACAGCAUUAUGAACCCAGAGUACAAUGUGGAGUUCUUCAGAAAGUUCAUGCUGGUGAUGAAUGCCCUGGAUAACAGAGCGGCUCGCAACCACGUGAACAGGAUGUGUCUGGCAGCUGACAUCCCGUUGAUCGAGAGCGGCACCGCUGGUUACCUGGGACAAGUCACGGUCAUCAAGAAGGGAAUGACCGAGUGCUACGAGUGCCAACCUAAGCCGACCCAGAAGACUUUCCCAGGAUGCACCAUAAGAAACACGCCGUCCGAGCCCAUCCACUGCAUCGUCUGGGCCAAGUACCUCUUCAAUCAGCUCUUUGGAGAAGAGGAUGCGGAUCAAGAGGUGUCACCUGACACAGCCGACCCAGAGGCUGCAUGGAAACCCGAAGACACAGCAGCUCGCGCCACCGCCUCAGAAAAGGACGGGGACAUAAAGCGUGUCUCCACCAAGGAUUGGGCUCGCUCCACCGGAUUCGACGCCGUUAAACUCUUCAACAAGCUUUUCAAAGAUGACAUCAUGUACCUGCUGACCAUGGACAAGCUGUGGAAGAAGAGGAAAGCUCCCACACCUCUGGACUGGCAGCAGCUGGAGGACAGUGCUCGUCCUCAGGAGGAGACUCCAGGUUCGGGUUUGAAGGACCAGCAGGUUCUGGGCGUUUGGGGCUACUGCCAACUGUUCCAGCACAGCGUGGAGACACUCAGCUCACAUCUGCAGGAGAAGGGAGAAGGUGCCGAGUUGGUGUGGGACAAGGACGACCCACCGGCCAUGGACUUUGUCACAGCAGCAGCAAACCUGCGUAUGCACAUCUUCAGCAUGAACAUGAAGAGCCGCUUUGAUGUCAAAUCCAUGGCGGGGAACAUCAUCCCAGCUAUUGCCACGACCAACGCCGUCAUUGCUGGACUCAUCGUCCUAGAGGGGCUCAAGAUCCUGGCGGGGGAAGUGGAAACCUGUCGCACGAUCUUCCUGAACAAGUGUCCUAACCUCAGGAAGAAGCUGCUGGUCCCAUGCGUCCUGGACCCGCCCAGCGCCAACUGUUACGUCUGCGCCAGCAAACCUGAAGUCACGGUCAAAUUCAACGUCCACAAGACCACAGUCCUCGCGCUGCAGGACAGGAUCCUGAAGGAACGGUUUGGCAUGGUGGCUCCGGACGUUCAGAUUGAAGAUGGAAAAGGGACCAUCCUCAUCUCCUCAGAGGAAGGAGAGACGGAAGCCAACAACCACAAAUUCCUCUCCGACUUUGGGAUCCGUAACGGCAGCCGUCUGCAAGUUGACGACUUCCUGCAAGACUACACGCUCCUGGUUAACGUCCUGCACACCGAGGAACUAGAGCAUGAUGUGGAAUUUGAGGUGGUGGGUGAGGCCCCAGACAAAGCUCCAACCCCUCCGAGUAACCAGGAAGAGGCUAACAGCAUCACCAACGGCAACAAGGACUCCGCCCAGCCGUCCACCUCUUCUAAAGCUCCAGCAGAGGACGACUCCGACGACGUCAUGAUCGUCGACUCCGACGAGGAAGAGGCCGCGUCGUCCGCCACUGCGAAGCCGGCACCGAGCAGCGGCACCAAGAGGAAGCACUCGGACGCGGAGACCGGCGAGACCUCCACCAAGCGUCCGCGGACGACACAGCAAUCGAGUGCGGCAGCCGACAAUGAUGACGACGACGACAUCAUCGCUCUGGACUAACCCCCCACCCCUCCCGCUCCGUGGUCUCCCGAAGGCCUGAGAACUCUUUGAAAGCUUGACAUUUUUUGACUCGAGACGAGACAGUAGGCUGAAAUAAAACACCUCUUUUAUGAAGAACAAUUCACUGCCCUUCUUUAUCUUUCGUCACCUCCUCCUCCCCCUUUCAUAUUCCCUCUGCUCCUAACAUGCGCGACGCUGUAAAUAGAUUCUACACUUUAAAAAUGUUUUGACAAGUACAUGCAACUUCUUUUGUUAUUUUUAUUCAUUCCUCAUCCCUAUAAAAUGCUUCACUUGAUGGUAAACAGUGCUUUUUUUGUAUUCCUUUUUUUUAUAUAUAUAUAUACAUAAACGUACUGUAUCUUCUCAUGCUACACACAUCAGGGUGUUUUUUUGUUUUUUGUUUUCGUGCUUUCUGUGUCAGGUUACAAAAGAUUUAAAUACCAAAACAUUGUCUUGGGUUGUAAUGUUGAUCUCAUUUGGGAGUCUGCAGCUUCUGCCACUCCAGCGUCGUUGAUGUCUGUGACCGGGGGUCGGUCGGGGAGUUUGUGCCGUGUGGGCGUUAAAAGUUUGCUACCUCUUUUCUAGAACUAUGUCGUGGCGGCAAAUGCGUAAUCAUCCCCUCCGUAAAACCGCCGCAGUGAGGCGUCCAGCUCUCAGAGAGAAGCGAAAUAAAAACUGCCAUAGAGCAGGACAGUGAAACUCACUUGUCAAACUGCAGCGUUUCCUUCAAAGGCUCGUAGUAGUUUAAUAAGUUACUGUGGCUUUUAAAAAAUGUUUUUGUAUCAUUACUACUUCUAUUUGAGAAAGGAGGUUGCGGCGUGUUUUGAGAAGGUUAAAGACAGACCCAGAGAUGGAGAAGAUGAUCCAGUAACGCACACAGACGGUUUGACAAUGACAUGUCCGGUCUUAACCUAUGUAUCAAGUGUCCAUAAUUUCAUAUUUCCUAUUUGUGAUCUGACUUGUUCUUGACAAGGCUGUGCUAAGCCUCCGGACCAAUUUGGUUGAAUACAAUAAAUUCCAACAAUGCAGA
This is a messenger RNA of Scophthalmus maximus (turbot), 3103 nucleotides long. RefSeq names its product ubiquitin-like modifier activating enzyme 2 (gene uba2). Gene Ontology annotation, cellular component: cytoplasm; SUMO activating enzyme complex. The record is from RefSeq and is a predicted model, not a curated record. Gene Ontology annotation, molecular function: SUMO activating enzyme activity. Bases 118 to 2073 code for a protein of 651 amino acids. Lineage: Eukaryota; Metazoa; Chordata; Actinopteri; Pleuronectiformes; Scophthalmidae. Gene Ontology annotation, biological process: protein sumoylation. The transcript is spliced from 17 exons.